UUUAUAGGUGUGUUCCCCUUUAAAUCGCGCUGAACGCAGUGGAUUGGAGAUCAGACAGCAGAGGACGGUCAGCUUCAGCAGCUCCGAGCAGCGAUGGACCGAUAAACCUUUGGAAGCGAUGAUCAGAUUUGUUUGCCAUGGAAAUGGACAUGAUGCCAAAAUUCUCCUCGAAGGACGAGGAAAUUGAUUUCUGGAAAACUCUUUCCCUCAAGUACAAGAAAGGCUGUGAGGAGGCCCAGGAGGAGCUGCUGGAGUUCCAGGAGGGGAGCAGAGAGCUGGAGGCCGAGCUGGAGGCCCAGCUGGGCCAGGCCGAGCACCGCGUCAAAGACCUGCACUCCGAGAACCAGAGGCUGAAGAACGAGGUGGAGAUGCUGAAGGAGCGGCUGGAGCAGCAGUACUCUCAGAGCUUCAAGCAGAUCUCGGUGCUGGAGGACGACCUGGGACAAACGCGCAGCAUCAAGGAGCAGCUCCACAAAUACGUUCGAGAGCUGGAGCAGUCCAAUGACGACCUGGAGAGAGCCAAACGAGCCACCAUCGUUUCUCUGGAGAACUUCGAGCAGCGCCUGAACCAGGCCAUCGAGAGGAACGCCUUCCUGGAGAGCGAGCUGGACGAGAAGGAGUCGCUUCUGGUGUCGGUGCAAAGGUUAAAGGAUGAAGCUCGAGAUUUGCGUCAGGAGCUGGCCGUGCGAGAGCGGCAGGCAGACAUGAGCCGGAUGUCGGCUCCCAGUUCCCCGACGCAGGACAACAUCAAGAUGGACUCCGCAGUACAAGCCUCCCUGUCCCUCCCUGCAACGCCUCUGAGCAAAAGUCUGGACAACGCCUUCGCCAAUCCAUCAGUUCUGUCUAACGGCUACGGCAGCAACUGUCCUCUGACUCCCUCCGCCAGAAUAUCAGCGCUCAACAUCGUCAGUGAUUUACUCCGGAAAGUCGGGGCUUUGGAGUCGAAACUCGCCGCCUGCAGGAACUUUGCUAAAGACCAGAAAGCCCGGAAGGCGUUCUCUCUGGACAACAGCAACGCGCUGAACGCAAACACAACCAGCUACGCCCAAGCACUCAGCACGUCGUACUUUGACAGAGCUGGGACGGUGAACAGGCUCGACCCCGGGACCCUGACAGCCAUCACCUCCGCGCCCGCCGCUUCCUCGCCCGGCUUGGUGCGCCUGGCCGUGUGAGACCCUGCAGCACAGGAGCAGAGAUCGAACGCUUCGUUGCACCGUCCCCGGCUGCGCCCUCCUUGUUGUUCAACGCCGUCUGUUGUUCUGACUCGACUCUUGUGCUUUGUGACUGCUGUAAUGGUGGCUCCGUGUGUGAGUGAUGGGUGUUUGUUUAUCUGUCUGGCUCUGAGAAAGGCUAUGAGGGUCUUUCUGCUCACCUGACUCUGGCAAUAUUAUGCAAAUGUUACAUUUCUGACACAAUAAUCGACACUUUUCUCACUUGUAGGCAGAAUUUCUCACAUUCUUACUAAGCAAUAACGUCAGCUAAACCUUCACACACGUCGGUCAGUUUGAAUUGUUCAACACGUGUGCUUGAACAAUGUUGAAGUCAUUUUAUUUACAGAACUAGUGUCUAGUGAGUCUUUGUAGCGAGUCACACAACGUAACUUUAAACUUUGUGACAUGAAGCGUACAGUAUUGGUCAUAUUGAUCCGCGUUCACAGCUCAGCAACGAAGUGGAGAGUUCAGACAUGCUAAAGGGAUAGUUCAGAUUUUCUACCCGUGGUGAUCAAGAGACAUUAUGAGCAGUCAGUGUCUUACCUAGUGAAUGUUAAGUUAAGGCGGAGCCAAACAAAGGAGGUUUCUGCAAUCUUUGAUCAACACAAAAUACAUUUUUAUUGACUGUGAUUUUGGUCCAUGGCUGUUUAUGCUGCAGACUGUUGGUUUGAGGUCUGUCUCAGUUUUUUUUUUUUUUUUUUUUAUGUUGAAUUUUUUAUUUUUUUUUA
Messenger RNA from Gambusia affinis (western mosquitofish), 1939 nucleotides. It is a transcript of the gene ndel1a, whose product is annotated as nudE neurodevelopment protein 1-like 1a. Lineage: Eukaryota; Metazoa; Chordata; Actinopteri; Cyprinodontiformes; Poeciliidae. The transcript is spliced from 9 exons. Gene Ontology annotation, molecular function: microtubule binding. Gene Ontology annotation, biological process: establishment of mitotic spindle orientation; cell migration; vesicle transport along microtubule. The coding region runs from base 138 to 1172 and encodes 344 amino acids. The record is from RefSeq and is a predicted model, not a curated record. Gene Ontology annotation, cellular component: centrosome; kinesin complex; kinetochore.